AUUAUCCGCACUGAAAGCCCAAAUUAAGGCAACGAUUCGGAUUUUUCCUAAACCCUACAACCCGAUUUUUUUCCCAGGUGGACUCGAUUUCGAAGCUACUCUUCCGUCGCAUAAUCAAUAGAAAGAAGAAGAAAGAGCGGAAUUGAGCAAAACAUGGCUUCCGCGAAUCUUAAGCAGAACAUCGUCACUGCACUGUGUAAACAUUUCUCUGUGGACUUGAAUGGCUACCUGCGCGAUGUAGAUAGUGAUCUUAUAAGCUUAUGUACCAAGAUUUUGAAGUCAUCAGCGAAUGCUGUUGCUCUUCUGUGCAAUGAUGCUGAGUUGACAAAGUGGAUUUCAUUCGUGGAAAGUGUUACUGCCGAUUCCGCUAAGUUUCUCAGUGACUUGAAUGAAGAGUUGAUCAAGAAGUCUGUUCUACUUGGCAACGGGUUUAAGCCUUCUGCAGCUGAUAUUAUUGUCUUCCCAGCUGUGCAUUCAGUUGUGGUUGGUUUACCUAAUACCAAUAGACUGAAAUUGCCACAUCUUAUGCGAUGGAUGGAUUACAUCCAGAACAAAGUAGAAUUCGGGAAUUCAUUUGAAACAAUUUUGCUUGAGAAGGUCCCAUUUGAGCCUCCGGUGGUAAAAAAUGUAAAAAAGGUUGAACCAGAGCCAACUGCAAAGAAAACGGUGCAAGAAACCAAAGAUGCCGCUACUGCCAAAGCAGAGUCAAAAGCGGUGAAACCUGUUGAAAAGAAGGAAGUCGCAACUGGAAACCAAGCUGCUAUAGAGAAGAAAAAAUCGACCGAGAAGGAAACACCUGGAAAAGAUAGUGAAGUUUCUGUUAGUUUGCUGAAGAUACAGAUUGGUCUUGUUCGUAAAGCAUCUCAACAUCCAUCAGCAGACAGCUUACUAGUUGAGGAAAUAGAUGUUGGAGAGGGUAAAAAUCGGCAGGUGGUUAGUGGUCUUGCAAAACAUAUCAGUCCAGAGCAAUUGACGAAUCGUUAUGUUGUACUGAUAACAAAUGUAAAACCAUCGAAGCUGCGAGAUGUCAUGUCUGAGGGACUGGUGUUAUGUGCUUCUAAUCAAGAUCAUUCAGUUGUAGAGCCGCUCAUAGUUCCUGAAGGGGCAAAAGUUGGAGAAUGUGUUACAUUUUUGGGAUUCGAGGGAAAACCAGAAGACGUUUUAAACCCAAAAAAGAAACAACUGGAUAAGAUAACUCCGCAUCUUUCAACGGACAGCAGUGGCAUUGCCACAUAUAAAGGGGUUCCGUUUAUGACUUCCGCUGGCCCAUGCAAGUCAUCAAUUCCGAAUGGUAGCGUCAAGUGAUGGGCCGGUUAUGUACCUUCCACCAGAAUUCAAUGCACAGUUAACAACCUUUCUUUUGGGCAAUGAGGCAACCUUUAUAUUUUUCUACCAUGUUUCCAACUUGAAAUCCUAGGGGUAAAAAGUUGGUUUGUUGUCAUAUGCAAAAUGGAUUUUAUUGUAGAUGUAAUUCUGUGCACCGAAAACUCUGUUUCUUCUCUUAGAUGUUGAAAUUUGAAGACAACGGCAAGAGAAAUGCUGUUUCUAUAAGAGGUCGCCGCCAAUGAAUGAACAUGCAUCUUGCAACAGCCCGUGUGUUAAAGUUAAAAUCAUUUUUUCGUGUUCUGUGUGUUAUAAUGAUUUCAUCAAACCAGAGUCUGGUUCAAAUGAAAAAUUAAGGAAAAUAAAUUCAAACAUCAUCCAGAUAUUAUUGCAUCAGAUGGAUAAUAUCAUAACCUUUCUGAUAGCCCUGUUUAUUACAGAGAAUUAGAAAUGAAAAUACCAGAAAAAGGAAACCGAAGAAUUGCAUUUCAACUAACUACUUCAAUAGGUUCAAAGCCCUUGUCGAUAGACGCCUUGACUGCAUCCACAAUCAGUUGCGUUUUCCUACUAUAGACUGGCCAUUUCGUAUCUGGCUCGGAGCCUUCAGUUUUAAUACUGUUGACCAACCUAGAAAACUCCUCCACCAUUAGAGCUUCCUGAGUAAGAUCUGUCGAUACAUCAUGUUCGCUCGUCCGAGGCAUCCACCCAAGCAGACGCUUAGCCCACCAUGACUUUGCAGCUUUAACGAAUGAAGCCUUGUUCUCAGCAACAGGGACAACAAAAUCAUCAAGGCGCAAAGUGCCAUUGGUUCCGGUUGCAGUGAAAUCCAUCGUCAUGUUUGCUUGAAACGAGCAUACGAAAGUGGCCACUUUGCCAUCCUCCCAGUACAGAGAAGCUCCACAGGAAAGGAGGACGCCUGAUCCGUUGAUGGAUGGGUUGCGCGACGCGAUUACAGUAUUUGGCAGCUCAUAAUCAACAGCCCACAAGAUUGCUCUUAUGCAGUACCACCCAAGAUCGCCUAAGGCACCAAGAGCAUCUAAAUCUGGCUUCACCCGAAUGUCAUUCUCUAUGAAAUGAGGGGGCGCAUCAAACGUAAAGGUACUGUACAUCUGCAAAGAUAAGCAAGCGAACAAUCAUCGCUUUUAGGUAGCUUUGUUUGAAACACUCUCAAUUCUGUGUUUUUCCUUAUUUACUCAUCAAGCUUGAUACUUCACUUGGGGUGGGUGAAUACUACGUCAAAAUUCUAAAUUGGCUUAUUAACAAAUCUAUAAUCUAACAUGAGUAUCCUGAUUUAAAGAGGUAAGAACGUGUAAUUAUAUUACAGAACAUGUAAAUGUGACAAGAAUUUGAUACGAUAAUUCGAAUUGACACCAACAGAUUUAGUUUCAAGUCAAGUAAUAAUAAUAAUAUAACAAACUCAUUUUCAAAUUAUUUAUAAGAAGUGGUAAAUAGAAGUCAACAACACCGUAUCAUUUCAUCAAACGGGAAAGAAACAAAAAUUACCGAUUUGAGUUGGCCAAAGUUUUCGGGGUCAUCAAGGAAUUGUUUCAUCUGAGGAGUACGAGGAUGAUGCAUCCACAUUGUAGCAUCCAUAAACUGGACACCAUUAGAUUUGCAAGCCUCCAGUAUAACAUCCAGGUCCUCGACACUGAGGGCCACAGGCUUCUCCAAAAGGAUGUGUUUCUUCUUCUGGGCUGCCAAAACAGCCCACUUUAGGUGUAAGCUGGUAGGCAGAGGGACAUAAACAGCGUAAACUUCCGGGUCGUCCAGAACCGCUUCGUAGCUGCCGUAGAUUUUUGUUGUUUCAGGAAAGUCGUUGUCUUUGGCAAACGUCGUUGCUUUUUCCAAUGAACGGCUGCCGACGGCGUAGAGGGUCGACAGUGGGGACAUUUUUAUGGCCCGGGAAACUUUCUGGGCUAUGGAGGCACAACCGAUGAUGCCAAACUUGAUGGGUUCUCCGGCGGCCAUGGUUUGUUAAUGAAGUGCUUGCGAAAAUGUGUGGGAGAGUGUGAAGGAUUUUGCUCCGGGCAGCUGAUACUAACUUUGGAGUUUGAACGUAGUACAAAUGCAUUGGUGGGUAUCUUUUUGAAUGUAUAAACAAUUCAGCGGAGUGCAGCAUUAUUAUUAUUGAUUACUAG
Molecule: messenger RNA, 3461 nt
Organism: Oldenlandia corymbosa var. corymbosa
Lineage: Eukaryota; Viridiplantae; Streptophyta; Magnoliopsida; Gentianales; Rubiaceae
Source: the annotation of a GenBank genome assembly